Messenger RNA from Rhodamnia argentea, 2431 nucleotides. RefSeq names its product serine/threonine-protein kinase STY13. Bases 1015 to 2172 code for a protein of 385 amino acids. Gene Ontology annotation, biological process: protein phosphorylation. Gene Ontology annotation, molecular function: protein kinase activity; ATP binding. The record is from RefSeq and is a predicted model, not a curated record. Gene Ontology annotation, cellular component: plasma membrane. The transcript has 7 exons. NCBI's taxonomy places the organism in Eukaryota, Viridiplantae, Streptophyta, Magnoliopsida, Myrtales, Myrtaceae.
GAUGGUACCGAAAAAUCGAAAAUGGCAAAGAAAGGAAUUUGUCUGAACAGAGAGUCGAGAGGCGGGAUUGCGACAUUUGCCAUUCUCUCUCUCUCUCUCUCCCCCCCCCCCUCGAAACGGAAUCUGGUGGCGGCGGCGGGGGCGGUCUUAUUUUAGGCCGUCUAGCUCGAACAUACGCGUCUCUCUGUCUGGCUCUUUCGCAAGCUCUGCUUUUUGUCCUUCUGUUGAAAUAUAGCUCAAAUUCCAACUUAUUGAAAAAUUCUCGUCCACGAAACGAUUUCUGUCUCUGGCUUUCUCUGGCUGCAAGUAACUGCUUCAGGAUUCUGUUUGUCGUUUCUUUUUUGCACCCGUUAUUUCUCCUUCUUCCUCCGCUUAUUGUUUGGUCCGGUUGGGGUGGUCGCGAAAGCUGACGACAAAAUGAUGUCGUGAGAAUCCAUCUCUCAUGGCUUUUUAUCUGAAUUAGCUUCAAAACCCCCCACCACCACCGACUUGAGCUUCAAAACUUUCUCGUCAUCUUCCAUCUUAUUAAGCCGUCAAAGUCAACUUUUCCGUCCUUGUCUGUCUGUCUCUUUAAUUCUCUUUUCUAUUCUUUGUUUUUUUUCCUCCCGUGGGCGGUGUUCAAAGGUUUGGUCUUGCUUGCAGCUACAUAUACAUGUUUUUUCCUCCUUCUAGCUCCUCAUUUCAUUUUUUCUAACAGUUCCCAAUUCUGGGUCAAUGGUCUUUGGGACAAAUCACGCAGAGGUCGUAUUUUAAUUGGUUUACGUCGGUCAUCUUGUCAUGUUUUCAGGCACGAAAGAUGGGUUGUGAUUAUUUGGAUUGCUGGAGGGUUGCAAAUGCUAAAGCUCCAAUUUUUCACCUUCCCCAUUGGUGGGACUUUCACGAUGAGAAGAAUUUUGUUUUUGUCUGGUCAAAUAAUUGAAAGGCCAUUCCAAGUUGUCUUCCAAAGGGUUUAGCCCAAUUUCAUUGGAAUAGUUCUCUUGUACCAUUCUGAUACAAAGGAAUUUGCUCUGUUUGAUGAUGGAUUCGGAGAAAACUGAGGGAGUUGGUGGUGUGAAGGAAGAGGGAAUUAUGGUCGCAAAGGGGAAGGGGAGUGGGAGUUUGAGCAGCAAAGAAUUGUAUCUGAGAGCGGACAAGUUUGAUCUGAAAAGCUUGGACAUACAGCUUGAGAAGCAUCUAAGCAGGGUUUGGUCGAGAAGCAUUGAGAACCAGAAGCCUAAAGAAGAGUGGGAGAUUGAUUUGGCAAAGUUGGACAUCCGAUAUGUCUUUGCUCAUGGUACCUAUGGUACUGUCUACAGGGGCACCUAUGAUGGCCAGGAUGUUGCAGUGAAGUUGUUGGACUGGGGAGAUGAUGCUGUCGCAACAUUGGCUGAAACUGCUGCCUUGCGGGCAUCAUUUCGGCAAGAAGUUGCUGUAUGGCACAAGCUUGACCAUCCUAAUGUUACCAAAUUUGUUGGAGCAUCAAUGGGGACUUCCAAUCUUAAGAUUCCAUCAAAAACCCCUUCAAACGAGCCUCAGAGUUCACUUCCGGCUAGAGCUUGCUGUGUGGUCGUAGAGUAUCUUCCCGGUGGGACCUUAAAACAGUACCUGAUAAGGAAUAGGCGAAAGAAACUUCCCUUCAAAAUUGUUAUCCAGCUAGCUUUAGAUCUUUCCAGAGGUUUGAGCUAUCUGCAUUCAAAGAAGAUUGUACAUCGGGAUGUCAAAACGGAAAACAUGCUGUUGGAUGGCCACACAACACUAAAAAUUGCUGAUUUUGGCGUUGCGCGUGUUGAAGCUCAAAAUCCAAGUGAUAUGACCGGUGAAACCGGUACUCUUGGUUACAUGGCUCCUGAGGUUCUUGAUGGUAAGCCAUAUAACAGAAGAUGUGACGUCUAUAGCUUCGGCAUAUGCUUAUGGGAAACUUAUUGCUGCGAUAUGCCGUAUCCUGAUCUAAGUUUUGCUGAUGUGUCAUCUGCUGUGGUUCGUCAGAACUUGCGACCUGAAAUCCCGAGAUGCUGUCCCAGUUCUUUGGUGAACAUCAUGCGUAAGUGCUGGGACAGAAAUCCAGAGAAGCGUCCCGAAAUGGAGGAUGUGGUUAGGAUGCUGGAAGCGAUAGAUACAAGCAAAGGAGGAGGUAUGAUACCAGAAGAUCAGGCUCCGAGUUGUAUCUGUUUCGGUCCUGCCCGAGGGCCCUGAUGUCGGUUCGGCGAUCCACAACUGAAUCACCCUUUAGAGCAAGGCUGAAGAUUUUUUUUUUCCGGGAGGAAUCUGUGACGAGUACUCGAAUGAAUGUGCAAUUGCGUGACUUUGGUACUUGAUGAUCCUUUGAAUCUUACUAUAUUCUCGAAACUCUCGUCUGUAUAGUUCUGGCCCAUCCGGCAGGUCAUCGAUGAUUUGUCGAAGAGAAAGUGAUAGCAGGCGCAGAAAAUGCGUGCGUAGCUUCAUAAGAAUAGGC